Molecule: messenger RNA, 8060 nt
Organism: Topomyia yanbarensis
Lineage: Eukaryota; Metazoa; Arthropoda; Insecta; Diptera; Culicidae
Exons: 4
Coding region: 1-4908 (1635 amino acids)
Molecular function (GO): catalytic activity
Source: RefSeq, a predicted model, not a curated record
AUGUGGCGGACAGUAAAUGCUCUGAGGGGAAAGCGACAGCACCACACGGCUGUAAUCAAACGAUCUGAUGGUUAUACAGACAAAGCGGAAGAAGUAGCAGAAGAACUAGCUAAGCACUAUAGUGAGAGAUCGGCGACGUCUAGCUACACUUCAUCGUUUCAAAAGAUGAAGGAGAAAGCCGAACGAGCUCGCGUGGAUAUUCUACCAGAUACUGACGAGGUUUAUAACUCGGAUAUCACUUUGAACGAGCUCCUUUGGGCUCUCGAUAAAGGACGCAGCGUUUCUACGGGUCCAGAUUCCGUAGGGUAUCCUAUGCUACGACAACUACCCCUAUCCGUUAAGACUGCGCUACUGGGACUGCUUAAUAGAGUAUGGCGCAAUGGUUGCUUCCCAGCUAGUUGGCGAACCGGGAUAGUAGUGCCAAUCCCGAAACCAAAUACAUCGGAGUCCGGUUGUGCUGCAUUCCGCCCCAUCACGCUAGUCAACUGCAUAGCGAAAGUGUUCGAGCGUAUCGUGAACAGGAGACUAACCACUGAGUUAGAAGCAAAAGGACGCCUUGACAAAAGACAACAUGCUUUCAGAGCUAGCCGCGGCAUCGACACGUACUUGGCAGAGUUGGAUAGGUCGUUACCCAACAACGACGAACACUGCAUGAUAGCAUCGCUCGAUCUUUCGAAAGCCUACGACACCACCUGGAGAUUUGGUAUAUUGCGUAGCCUCCUGAAAUGGAAGAUCGGUGGGCGGAUGUACAAAAUACUAAACAGCUUUCUUGCCGACAGAAAAUUCCGAGUUAACGUGAGAGGACAUCUGUCUCGGGAAAUGCCACUGGAGAACGGCGUCCCCCAAGGACGAUAUCCUACUCGUAGUACGAAGGAACAAAAUGCAAUCCUUAUACCGUACUCUGCAAGUCGUGGUGAAAGCAGUGGACAAGUGGGCGAACGUGUUGGAUUCCGAAUUUCAGCAGCAAAAUCUAGCAUCUUCUACGGUAGCCCUAAUGCCCGCCGGGAGCCCAGUAAGAAUAUUUGCAUUGACCGGGUAGCAAUACCGAAAACGAGACAGUUGAAAAUAGUCGUUGUCACCCUCGAUCGGAGACUGACGUUCAAACAACACUGCAAGCUGGUUAAAUCUACCUGUGAUUCAAGGGAUCUGUUUUCGCAAGGAAAAGCAAUCUUUGUAUGCUGCGGAUGUAAAGACAAAUUGAACGAUCGAAGUGUUUCCUCCUACAUCAAGGAUGCACUUGAAUUACAGCAGACUCAACCGUCGAACUUGGCUAAUCUUUCUGCUCAAGUUCGCCAGCUUUUCAAUUUGAUAGAAACGCUGAGCAGGCAGGUUGAAAACAUCGUAUCUGAGCGCCCUGUUGGUGGGACACCAGUUGUUUCUGACUGGCCUAAAUUAGGUGUCAAACGGCGCCGUGGUAAUAAUGGUCAACCGAUGCAAGCUUCUGCCGUACGUGGAACGAAGUCUAUUGACUUUAGUGAUUUGUCAGUUCCGUUCGUUGUCACUCCACCACCCCCACCGAAAUUUUGGCUGUACUUAUCGGGAUUUCAACCACUGGUAACAGUCGGUGACGUACAAAAAAUUGUUGCUCGCUGCCUGGAUUUAACCGAUGCGGUUGACGUGGUUCGUCUAGUUUCCAAAGAGGCGGAUGUUUCUAAAAUGUCAUUCAUUUCGUUUAAAAUCGGACUGGAUCCUGCUUUGAAGGAACAAUCCCUCGAUGCUUCAACAUGGCCAAGCGGACUUCUAUUCAGGGAAUUUGUGGAACACCAACGUAGCAGAGACGAAUCAAACAUCUUCAGUGCAGCUGCGGAUCCGCGACAACCAAUAACAAGCAAUGCGGAAGCCCCCGCGCCUCUCGACCGAAAUGUGCUUUCCGUUAAUACCCCUCUUCGAAAUUGUUCCGGUCCUGAGGUCGGAGAUGGAAGCGGGGGCUUCCAGCCUGCUAUCCCAGGCGAGUAUAAUCAUAUUUUUGAACCUGCUGUUCCUGACUAUUUCUCGCAUUCCAGUCGUGCUGCUUCUAACAACCUCCGCAUAUAUUAUCAGAAUGUGCGCGGAUUAAGGAGCAAGAUCGACACAUUCUUUUUGGCUGUUUCGGAAGCUGAGUACGACAUAAUCGUUCUAACGGAAACGUGGCUGAAUGAGCAAAUCUAUUCUGCACAACUUUUUGGACAUCAGUACGCCGUAUUCAGAACUGAUCGGUCCCACUUGAACAGCCGUAAGACUCGCGGCGGAGGAGUUUUGGUGGCAGUAUCACUGAAAUUAAAUUCCUACAUUGAUCCCGCAACCAUUUCUAAUACCCUUGAACAGCUGUGGGUUAUCGUUGAUUUACCGCAAAAUACACUCAGCAUCGGCGUUAUAUAUCUGCCACCAGACCGAAGAUUCGACGCGGUGAGUAUUAAUGAUCACUUAGAAUCGUUGGGGUCAGUGUCAUCCCGAUUUGGCAUCCAUACUCCUGCCAUUCUAUUUGGCGACUAUAACCAGUCAAACCUGCAAUGGCGUUUUCCUGAGAGAGACUUACCGUUCAUUGACCCACUGCUCUCGCAUAUGCCGGCCGGCAGCUGCGCUCUUAUCGACGGGUUCAACCUACAAGCAUUCACCCAGAUUAACACCAUAUUUAAUCGGAACGAACGCCUUUUGGAUUUUGUUCUUGCAAAUGAUACUGCUUUACCAGUCACUACCGUGUCCUCGCCCAUCGAACCUUUAAUUGAUCUCGAUGCUGAUCACCCUGCUCUUACUGUUACAUUUAGUAUGCCCACUCAAAUUGUUUAUGAAGAGGCUACUGUUACUAAUUUUUUGGACUUUCGCCGAGCCGAUUACGCCACAUUGAAUGCUAUGUUAUCUAUCAUCAAUUGGCACUUCAUUGAAUCGUCUACCUGCAUUGAUGAGGCAGUAGAACAUUUCAGCGCCAUUGUGGAGAAUGCUGUCUUAAGUGUUGUUCCAGCUAAACCACCCCCGCAAAAACCACCGUGGUCGAAUCGACGAUUACGUGCGCUCAAGCGAGCACGAUCGGCUGCCCUUCGGAAAUAUUGCAGUUCUCGUUCACCCUAUUUUAAACAACAGUUGAACAUCACAAGCAACCGGUAUCGUCACUACAACCACUACCUCUACAAUCGACAUGUGAAGCGUACAGAAGACAACCUUCGUCGCAACCCCAAACUGUUUUGGUCGUUCGUCAACUCAAAGCGAAAGGAAACUGGCCUGCCUCGCUCCAUGUUUUUGGAAAAUGCAACUGCCUGCAACGAAAGCGAAAAGUGCAAUUUGUUCGCAGAACAUUUUAAGCAGGUAUUCCACGAUAGUUCCGCCACCUCGAUGCAGAUUGAAGAAGCUAUUCGGGAAAUGCCACGUGACGUGUUUGACUACAGUAUUCCGCAUAUAACUGAAAGCAUGGUAUCGACUGCCAUGCAAAAAUUGAAGUUAUCCUUUGCUGCUGGCCCUGAUGGUAUACCGUCAUCCGUGCUAAAGCGAUGUGCACUCACUCUCUGUAAUCCGCUGGCUAUGCUGUUUAAUCUCUCGGUUCAGCAAUGUGAGUUCCCUGCACGCUGGAAAUUUUCCCACUUAUUUCCAGUUCUAAAAAAAGGUGACAAACGCAAUGUUUCUAAUUAUCGUGGAAUUACUUCUUUGUGUGCCUGCUCAAAGUUAUUCGAAAUAAUCGUGAACGACACUCUGUUCGCCAGCUGUAAAAGUUAUAUUGAUAGUGAACAACAUGGCUUUUACCCAAAGCGCUCCGUAUCCACUAACCUUAUGCAGUUUACCUCGAACUGUUUGCGGAACAUGGAUGCUGGGUGGCAAAUAGAUACGGCGUAUAUGGAUCUUAAAGCAGCAUUCGAUCGAGUGGAUCAUGGAAUACUCCUAGGAAAAUUGCAGCGACUCGGCAUCUCAGCGUUUAGUGUUGCUUGGUUCAGAUCAUAUCUGACAAACCGUUCUGUACAGGUCCGAAUCGGCUCGACAACUUCUGAAUCGUUCACAAACCGGUCGGGAGUUCCACAAGGCAGCAACCUCGGUCCGCUACUGUUUUCAAUUUUUAUAAACGAUGUCGCAUCGCUACUACCAUCGGACUGUCGUCUGUUUUAUGCAGACGAUACGAAAAUCUUUAAAAUAAUUAAAUGCCUUCUCGACUGCCUGGGGUUACAAAGAAUGUUGCAUCUGUUUGAGGAAUGGUGCACAAAAAACUUUAUGGGCUUAAGUAUUGCAAAAUGCAGCAUAAUUUCCUUCCAUCGGAAAACUCUGCCCAUUAUUUAUGAUUACCAAAUCUGUGGCUGCUCUCUUACUAGGACAGAAUGUGUUAAGGAUCUUGGCGUUUCUUUAGAUCGUGAAAUGACCUUCAGACUCCUUUAUGACGAUAUCCUGUCAAAAGCCAACCGACAAUUGGGUUUCAUCUUUAAAAUUGCUAGGGAGUUUCGUGAUCCAUUUUGUUUAAAAUCAUUGUACUGCUCGCUUGUACGCUCAUUGCUGGAAUCCAAUGCCGUAAUAUGGAGCCCUUACCAUGCAAACUGGAUCGCCAGGAUUGAAGGUGUUCAACGAAAAUUCGUAAAGUACGCUUUGCGGUUUCUGCCGUGGCGUGACCCAAUUAACUUGCCGCCAUACGAGGAACGCUGCCGUCUGUUAGACAUCGAGUCGCUGGAGGUACGAAGGAUCACCUCACAGGGAUUAUUCGCUGCAAAGCUACUCACAGGCGAUAUUGACAGCUCUGCUCUGCUUACUCGGCUUAAUUUGUACGCUCCUGAGAGACAACUUCGUCGUCGUAACUUCUUGUUCCUGGAGUCACGAAAUACACAGUACGGACAGCACGACCCACUUCGAUUCGUUUGCUCGAGAUUCAACGAACUUGCUGAUUUCUUUGAUUUUAAUGUGUCGACUAAUGUGUUUCGUCAACGAGUACUUGAUAAUUUUCGUGUUGUUCGUAAUGUUUAAAUUUUUUAUUAGUUUUAACCUUUAGUUUUAAGUUUUCAUUAAGACAAUCUAUGUCAGAUGAAAUUAUACCAAACAAAUAAACAAAUAAACAAAUGUGUGUACGUAUGUGUGUAUGUGUGUGUAUGUGUGUGUAUGUGUGUGUGUAUGUAUGUGCGUAUGUGUCAAAUUAUAUCACUCAUUUUUCUCAGAGAUGGCUGGACCGAUUUGCCCAAACUUAGUCUCAAAUGAAAGGUGCAACCUUCCCAUCGGCUGCUAUUGAAUUUUGGAUCGAUCGGAAUUCUGGUUCCGGAAUUACGGGUUUGAGAGUGCGGCCACACAGAAAUUUCUCAUAUAAACUAUAGGAAAAAUUAAAAAUAGAUUUUUUUUUAUGCUAAAUGUGUUCAAGGUGCAUUAAACGUCGAGAUUUGAUGCAAACUCGAAAAAAAAAUUUACGACAAUUCACUUUUUUGGAUUUUGGCACAUUUUUGCCUUUCUCAUAUAGAAAGGUUAUGCAAUCACUCUGAAAAACGUCAACCUAAUCCCGGCCCGGAGCACAGUGGUCCCAAAGAGCAAAAAAGAGGGUUUUUUAGAUUGCGUCAAAAUGGUUGACUUUAGCAAUAUGGUGUCUUUGAGAAAGUUUCUUGGAGUAGAACUCCCCUUCUUUCUGUCUUAUCAGAUUAAUGAUUAAUCCCCCUAAUAGUGAGUUACGGAAUUUAUUUUCUCCAAUAAUUCAGAUAGACAAAUACUUACUUCAGCAAAGUUGUAGAGAAACUCGUUGCAAACAUUUUACCCGAAGACUUCAACUCUCUAUCUUUUAAGGUUUUUGAGAUAUGGGACAUUAUUUGUAAAAGGCCCUUUAAAAACAGUUUUUUCAUCAUAAGUUUUCUUCUAGAUUUUUUCCAUUAUAUAAAUGUUCUAGAACAUUGUUUGGACUAUUAAACUGCAUUACUUUGCCUAAGACGGAAACUUGCUAUCGCUAGUAUGUGUGGAGAUAUUCACGUUUUUUGAUUGAAAAUAGCUCUUUUUCCAAUGCCGAUAACUUUUAAACGGGCAAACCACUUUGUAAACAAAUUAAAGUGCAAGAAAAGCACAACAAAUGCAGGAAAAAUCAGAUCUCCCCAAGGCGGCCCUCUAUGGAAAUUCUAGAGCCUAAGUUUGUCCAUACUAGAGCUGUUCCGGCAUUAAAUACAUCACCAUAUAUUACUGUUAGUUUUUUUAUUUCGAUUAUAGAGGUUUUAACCUUAAGGUCAUUCGCCUCUUCGGGUUAGAAAAAUCUCUUAUGAAAAAUUUCUAACCCUAUGUGCGGGGUCGGGACUCGAACCCAGGUGCGCUGCGUACAAGGCAAUCCAUUUACCAACAACGCUACACCCAUCCCCUACUGUUAGUUCGGAAAUAAAGGGUUAAAGUCGUAAUAAUUAUCCUUUCUUACUUUUGUAAGUACGUCUUGAGUAAAUACCCAAGCAACCAAAAGUUGAUAUAAAGGAACUACAUAAGCUUCUCGUUUUAAGUAAUUUUGCAAUACGUUUUAUGUUCUAAUAGCGGGUUAAGCAGUUCUCUUAAAGCUUGAGCAGCUUGAAAGUUCCCUAAGAACUUUUUGUGAAUUUUAAAGUGUGCUUUUUAAGUAUUAUCCGAACUUCUGUUUGCUUGUGUCAAAAGUUACAGUUGUUCAAAAACUCAAUGCAUACGCCUGACACCGGAAACUGACAAUUCCCUUGCGCCUACUUCAUAACAAUGGCGCAAGUGCAACCAAACGGCGAGUAAUCAAUUGCAUUUGAUGACGGAAUGAGCCAAACUUCAACUCAAGUAUUUCCAUAGAGGGCCGCCUUGGGGAGAUCUGAUUUUUCCAGCAUUUGUUGUGCUUUUCUUGCACUUUAAUUUGUUUACAAAGUGGUUUGCCCGUUUAAAAGUUAUCGGCAUUGGAAAAAGAGCUAUUUUCAAUAAAAAAAACCUGUUUUAAUCCACCUAGAGGUGCAAUUGUGCCUUUCUCAUUUCUCCAAACUAUGAUUUAAUAGCUGGUUCGUACAAUAUAACUUUAUGGAAAUGUCUUUCAUUCUUAUUACACUUGGUAAGUAUAUAUAAGAGCACCUUUUUGCAUUCAUCGCGGUAUCGGUUUGAAUCGGAGUUUUCUAUGUGAUCGACCUCCACAACCCGUAACUCCGGUGCUGGAAGUCGGAUGGAGAUGGAAUUUAAUAUCAGUUUCUGGGGACGCAACACCUUUCAUUUGAGACUAAGUUGAGCAAAUCUAGCCAUUUUCGAGAAACCAAUAUAACCGUUAUUCUGACUUUGGAUGCUUCCGGAUCCGUCGAUGGUGGCCAGUGUGGCCAAAGAGACUUUGAAUGACUGUUGGGGACCUAGAUCUACAAAUUCAACAGUUGUGUUUACAUUUUGGAAAAAAAAUCACCUUUUUACAUUCAUCGCAGAAUUCGUUAGAAUCGGGAUUUGCUGCGUGAUCGUACGUAUCACCCUGUAAUUCAGGAAUCAGAACUCGGAUCCACACAAAAUUCAACAGCAGCUGAUGGACCUUUCAUUUAAAAUUAAGUUUGUCAAAAUCGGUUCAGAAAAUUCCGAGAAACUGAUUUGGAAAAAUCAACAAAUUUUGUUUUGUAACCAUACUCUUCAACUCGUAAUUCGGAACAAGAUGUCGGUUGAAAAUGAAAUUCAAUAGCAACCUAUGGGAAUAUUAUACCUUUCAUUUGAAUCUUAGUUUGUAAAAAUCGGUUCAGCCAUCUCCGAGUAACCGAUGUGGACAUUUUGUUAACAAAUCCGCACAUACACACACAUACAUACACACAUACACAUACACACAUCCAUACAUACACACAUACAUACACACAGAUAUUUUGCGAUCUCGGCGAACUGAGUCGAAUGUUAUAUGAGACUCGGCCCUCCGGGCCUCGGUUAGAAAGUCGGUUUUUGGAGCAAUUGCAUAACCUUUCUAUAUAAGAAAGGCAAAAGAAUAAUAUUUAAUUAGCUUAAUAAGCAUGAGUUCAAUGUUAUCUUCAUGUGAUUAUAAUUUGCAAAGGUUGGUGGAAUGCGUUUGAACGUGUAGGGAAUGGGGGUUUAGUAGAGUGGGUGUGGAGGAUGCGUCAGAAAUCCUUCAUCUUAUUUCGGUAUACGGGGUGGAUGAAGGAAAUCUGGGCGUGAGGGUGAUCCAAGAAGAGGGGAGUGAUGAA